AUGCUUGCCAUUGGCACAACCGCUUCAUCGUUUGCCUUUCACUUUUUGGUGGACUAUGUCGCCUCUUGUUUUCCCCCAUCAUGUAUCUCAUCUACCGCGAGGCAGCGACAGUGUAGCGAAUCGAAAGGAUUGUUUGUUUGGCGAAAUUCGGUGCUUUCCUGCGUCCAUGCAUCUGUUACGGGAAUUGGCGCGCUGCUCGCAUUCUAUAUUCAUCCCGACUUGUCAAAGGAUUUGAUAUUUGCACAGUCUCCAUUUUCUCUAUCCUUAGUUGCCUACUCGCUUGGGUAUUUUAUCGCAGACUCGGUGCACAUGUUUUGGUGGUCACGGGAGCGUUCAACGUUUGAACUUCUUGUUCAUCACUUUGCGGUAAUGACCUGUUUCACCUCAGCUGUGGUAUCCGGGACCUAUAUAGGAUAUGCUGUUGUCGCGCUACUUGUGGAAAUAAAUUCAAUCUUUCUACACAUGCGACGGCUAUUGAAAUGCCUCGAGUUUCCGAAAGACAGUCUGUUUUCCCAGUUUGUGAACUAUGCCAAUCUAGGUACCUUCAUUGUGUUCCGCUUCCUGGUCCUAUGUUGGAUGACGCGCUGGCUGGUAUUGAACCGAGAUCAAAUCAGUUUACCUUAUUACUGUCUUGGAACUACGUGUUUGGCACUGAUCAUGUUCAUGAACAUCGUUCUAUUCAUGCGCCUUGUCCAGUCGGACGUACUGAGCAGGGAUUCGGCAGUUGGAGCAGCUACUUUGGUUGCUUCAACUCACGUGACUACUAAUUCGACCAGUGCUUUCAAACGGAAGACUGUCCAUCAGUCUCAUGAUUCCCAAUCGGUCUCAUUGUGUGCUUCUGAUUGA
Molecule: messenger RNA, 846 nt
Organism: Opisthorchis viverrini
Lineage: Eukaryota; Metazoa; Platyhelminthes; Trematoda; Opisthorchiida; Opisthorchiidae
Exons: 5
Coding region: 1-846 (281 amino acids)
Biological process (GO): plasma membrane organization; phospholipid homeostasis; membrane assembly
Cellular component (GO): plasma membrane
Source: RefSeq, a predicted model, not a curated record